CCUCCAUAAUGGGCGGGUUGGAGGCUAGUGGGGGCGGCGGGCCCCUAACAGGAGGGGCGGCACCAACACAGCUUCUCAACUGGGUCUACCUGACUCUGGCUGACCACCAUAACCAGCAGGCCAGUGCUGCCUCCCACACCAACCCUCCACCACCCAUACACACCUCCCAGAACAAGAUGAUACCAAGCGGGUGGAACGCCCUAGGGAUGGGCAGCACAGGUGUGGGCGGCAGUUCGAGCAUGGGCAGCGGGUCUGGCGUGGGCGGCAUAAGCUCAAUACCGCCCUCUUCUCUUGGCUCGCUUGCCGGGAGCAGUCUGGGCAUGAUGGGUGGCAAUAUGGGUGGAAGUAUGGGCGGCCUCAGCUCUCUGUUGGGUGGUGGGGGCGGUGGUCUCCUCAACGGGUUGGCCGGACUCACCCCUAAUGACAUCUCUGCCCUCAACUCCCUCACAGGUACCAUCAACAGCAUCAACGGAAGCUUCAGCAAUGGUCUCAACGGGGUUAACAGCCCUGUCAACAGCAAUAGCUUAAACGGCAGUAUAGGAGAACUGGCAGACCAACUCAGUGAACUCACGCUAGGACUGGACAAGAAGAUCAAAGGCAGGAAGCUGCCACCGAACUACCUCUGUCAUUUGUGCUUUAAGAAAGGUCACCACAUCAAGGAGUGUCCCCAGGCGCGUCCUAAGGGUGAAGGACUGACACCAUACCAGGGCAAGAAGCGAUGUUUUGGGGAGUUCCGCUGUACCAAGUGCAAGAGAAAAUGGAUGAGCGGCAACUCGUGGGCCAACUGUGGACAAGAGUGCAUAAAGUGCCGCAUUAAUGUCUACCCUCACAAGCAGGUCCGUGCUGCCUCCCUCUCUCCAGUGAGUCUUGUGCCCUUCUUCCCUGCACCCCUUCCACCCGGCAGGCAGUCAACAGUUCAGUCAUUAUCAGAGAGACGUGAGUGGAUGACUGCUGAAAUACGGCCUCUGGACAAGCCGGAUGGACUCGAUGUGUCGGAUCAGUCUAAGGUACAUCCACAGCACCUCUGUGAGAAGUGCAAGAGUCUUGGCUACUACUGUAGGAGGGUCAACUAGCCGCCUGCUCCACUGCAGGAGGUCAAUUAGCCGACCGCCCUGCUGCAGGAGGGUCAACUAGCCGCUUGCCGCACUGCAGGAGGGUCAACUAGCCGCUUGCCGCACUGCAGGAGGGUCAACUAGCCGCUUGCCGCACUGCAGGAGGGUCAACUAGCCGCUUGCCGCACUGCAGGAGGGUCAACUAGCCGCUUGCCGCACUGCAGGAGGGUCAACUAGCCGACCGCCCUGCUGCAGGACGGUCAACUAGCAGCCCGCCCCACUGCUGGAGGGUCAAUUAGCCGUCCGCCCCGCUGCAGGAGGGACACCCACUAGUCUCUCCUGUUGGAGACGUAACUAAUCGCCUUUCAAACUACAGGAAAGACAACUAACCGCCCACUGUAGGAAGGUCAGCUAGCCGCCCGACCCUCCCUGGCUACCACAAGGGGCAUCACUUGUCUCCUACCCCAAUUCCCUCCCUCCUUGACUCAGUGGUAGGCAACUGCUUUGGGUGGAUCGAAUUACAUGGUCUGGUCAAGAGCCUCUGAGGACAUUCUGGAAUGAGCAGCCUCGUUCCACCACAUAACAUUCAUCCACAAGUACUUGAGACUGACCGACGAACACAAGGUUUCACCCCACAAGGAAGGUGACAACACAGAACUGGUGAUUUGUUGUCGGGGAAGGAUGGCUGAGAGGCGUGAGAUGGCGUGGUGCUUAACCAGCCGCCAGAGAACCUUACUCGGGCCCUAUACUGCCACCCUUUCUCCCCCCCCCUCACUUUGCUUCCCUUCACCCCUCUUUUUUCCUUCAUCACCAUCUUCCUCUCUCCCUCAUCAUCUUCCUCUCUCCCUCAUCAUCUUCCUCUCUCCCUCACCAUCUUCCUUCACUUAACCCUAAAUCUUUCUCCUGACCCAUGUCUUUUUACCCUGCCAUUACCACUCGCCCUACUUCUUGCCUCACCCAUCUAGCUUCACCCUAUGUCCCUCUCCCUCUCCCCCUAACUUCUUUUACCCUGCCUCUCUUGACCUUCCUCUCACCCUCACGCAGCUCCCUCUCCCUGACUGAAAGGGAGUCCUGUGGCGUACAUAGGGAGGGAGGAGGAGCAUUACAUGUAUAUCUUGCAUUAGAAGCUGCCUGGCUUAUAUCCUUUGUCUUAUACACUUUGUAUUAAUACUUAAUGCAUAUUUUUCAGUGCAAUAAUGUAUGCAGAAGAUAGGGCAGUAUAUAUUGCGGUGUUUUUUUAAUUUCCCAAUAUACGAACUGUGUAAUUAUUAUGGCUGUAAUGUAUUCACUAUUUACACAUAGAGGACAAGUGGUUUAUAAUUUUGUUCUCGCACUUAAGCUGAAAUUUAUGAAUAUUUCUACGCUUUUUAUUUUGCAGAUCUAGUUUAGGACUUUCGAUGUUAAUUUUCUUAAUAACUGUACUGUAUAUACAUAUAUGCAUGAGGUAUUUGUGGUUAGUGUAUUAAUUUUCCGAGUGAGAGGCCUCGGUAAUGCUGAAGGUUGGUGCUAAUAUUUAUAAGGACGAAUGAGGCUAAUUACUUGCAUGACGUUGAGGCAGGUUCAUGUCUUAUUGUCGAGUCCAGGGUCAUCACCCUCUCAGGCCUGGUCAAACAGGCUGUUGGUGCUUACAACACGCAGUCCAACGUAGGCACAGCUGAUCAUGAGCCCACUUGAGGAUCUUGUCAAUUUUAAAUUUAAAUUUAGUAGGUUUCUCUUCCGAGUUGAUGUGAUCUUAUAAUGGUGACCUUGUGAGGCUACACUUCAACUGUCACCUAAACUCAGGUUGUUACUUCUAGCAUCGCAGAAAAUUAUUGAUGAUUUAAGAUUAAAUAUUUUAUACAACUGAACUGGCUGUUAGACUUGUACGUUCAGUACAGUACUGGCUGUUAGACUUGUACGUACAGUACAGUACUGGCUGUUAGACUUGUACGUUCAGUACAGUACUGGCUGUUAGACUUGUACGUACAGUACAGUACUGGCUGUUAGACUUGUACGUUCAGUACAGUACUGGCUGUUAGACUUGUACGUUCAGUACAGUACUGGCUGUUAGACUUGUACGUUCAGUACAGUACUGGCUGUUAGACUUGUACGUUCAGUACAGUACUGGCUGUUAGACUUGUACGUUCAGUACAGUACUGGCUGUUAGACUUGUACGUUCAGUACAGUACUGGCUGUUAGACUUGUACGUACAGUACAACAACUUUGUCCUCAACUCAUGGCCAAGCAUUCCUCAUGAUAAAUUUAUAUAUAUUAAGAAUAUUUUGGCAGCUGUAAUAAAAAAUGCCAUGAACCAGAACAAGCCUACUAGUAUCUAGACGUUUCUUAUAAAAAAGAUCAGUAAUGUGAUAUAGUGGAACAACCCUUGAUGACUGAUGCAGGAGCCUAUCCCUGACGAAGUCCAAGACAUUAAAUAUUGGAGGAUCACCAAGAUUCGACAUUAUACCUUCCAUUCCCCCAGGUACUGUAUGACCCGUAAGAAUUUAGUGCUUCCCUGUGAAUGUAUAUAACUUUGAUAUGGCGCCAUUGGUACACUAAGAGAAAACACCAUAAGUGUCCGGGGCCCAAAACUGUUCAACAGCCUCCCAUCAAGCAUUAGGGGAAUUGCCAAUAAACCCCUGGCUGCCUUCAAGAGAGAGCUGGACAGAUACCUAAAGUCGGUGCCGGAUCAGCCGGGCUGUGGCUCGUACGUCGGACUGCGUGCGGCCAGCAGUAACAGCCUAGUUGAUCAGGCCCUGAUCCAUCGGGAGGCCUGGUCGUGGACCGGGCCGCGGGGGCGUUGAUCCCCGGAAUAACCUCCAGGUAACCUCCAGGUAACCUGGUUAGCCUGCAUGGUUAUUUUUGGUGAGAAAUUUAAGUAAUUUUUGUCUAGUUGUUCUUGUGAAUUUCAGUCUUACUAACUUACAGACAAUAAGCUAACUUAACAAUAAUCAACCAAUAAAUCCCUCAUCUAAUUAGAGCUGUGCAGCAGUAAAAUACAAGAGGAGCAGUAGGAAUGAAACAAAGAUGAUGUAAUCAGUCCACUAACUUUGGAGAAAAAGUAUUUGAGGGGGUCAGUCCCUCAGCCUGGAGAAGAGUUCAACUCCAUGGAGCUCAACUCUUCUAUUAGUGUUAUUAUUAUUAGAUCAAAACAAUACACUUCUAAAUGCAGUUAGUCACAGACUGAGUGAACAUUAAGGGAUAAAUGUAUUGUAGUGUCUAGGUGGAUUACGACCUUGAUGACCCUUACACAGUUGCCAAAAAUUUAAACGUAUUUUUCUUUGCUCUCGCCGCCUCAAGAUGUUGGCUGCUUGUCUUGUGGUAUAAUAGAUGCCCAGUCGUUUUUUCUCAGUCUUUAAGACAUUUUCUGCUUAAUAUCUAACAAGUAAAACUGAAUCCCUAGUAUAGGGAUUGAAGCACUUGGUGUAUAUACACAGACAUACACUUCAUGUAUACACACAUAUAUACAAACAUUUUGAUGUAUAUACCAAGGAAAUUAUUUCUCUCGGCCUUCGUUUACAGAGUAUUUAUAUGCACUCAUCCUGAGUGAACACAUAACCAUCAAACUCAGCACACAUUUACUCCAAAUAACUGAUACACCAUUGGUUAUUUCAACUCAAAAACAAACAAACAGGAGAAUGUGUAUACGUGACGUGUAGACAAAGUUGUUGGAGUGUCCAGUGAGUGUUGAUAUCAAGUUUGUCCCUCCAUGUAGACUGUCAUAACUACUCUCCCCAGUGAGUGAGUGUUGAUAUCAUGUUUGACCCUCCAUGUAGACUAUCAUAACUACUCUCCCCAGUGAGUGAGUGUUGAUAUCAAGUUUGUCCCUCCAUGUAGA
This is a messenger RNA of Cherax quadricarinatus, 4866 nucleotides long. The record is from RefSeq and is a predicted model, not a curated record. NCBI's taxonomy places the organism in Eukaryota, Metazoa, Arthropoda, Malacostraca, Decapoda, Parastacidae.